Messenger RNA from Microtus ochrogaster (prairie vole), 2968 nucleotides. RefSeq names its product cytochrome b5 domain containing 1 (gene Cyb5d1). The record is from RefSeq and is a predicted model, not a curated record. NCBI's taxonomy places the organism in Eukaryota, Metazoa, Chordata, Mammalia, Rodentia, Cricetidae. Gene Ontology annotation, biological process: cilium movement.
ACCCCGCCCUGCUGACGCAGGGUUUAACCUCAGUGGACGGUGGCCGGAAAAGGACAAUGGUUUCCAUGUUAGCGACAAACGCACUCCAGGCAGCUCUCUAACCUGAUAGCUGUAAGACGGCUGAGGAGCGAGGAAGUAGUCAGAGAGAGCUGCUGCCCCAUAUAGAACAGGAGCCAUGCCGCGCCGGGGCCUAGUGGCCGGGCCAGACUUUGACUAUUUUAACCGUCGGUACUUCACGCCGUCGGAAGUAGCGGAACACAACCAGCCCGAAGACCUGUGGGUGUCUUACCUGGGAUAUGUGUACAAUCUAACGCCGCUUGCACAGGAGUUUAAAGGGAACAUACUGCUGAAACCCAUCCUGGAAGUUGCAGGCCAGGACAUUAGCCAUUGGUUUGAUCCGAAGACCAGAGACAUUCGCAAGCACAUAGAUCCGCUGACUGGUUGCUUGAGAUACCGCACCCCGCGGGGCCGGUUCGUGCACGUCCCACCUCCUCUGCCUCGUUCAGACUGGGCUAAUGAUUUCGGGAAGCCCUGGUGGAAGGGGUCGAAUUACCAGGUGGGGCGGCUGUCUGCCAAGACCCGGAACAUCCGUAUCAUCAACACUCUUACGUCGCAGGAGCACACGCUGCAGGUGGGGGCUCUGGAAUCAAUGUGGGAAAUCCUCCACCGCUAUCUCCCCUAUAAUGCACAUGCUGCCAGCUACACAUGGAAAUAUGAUGGGAAGAAUCUGAACAUGGAUCAUACCCUGGAAGAGAAUGGGAUCCGGGAUGAAGAAGACGAGUUUGACUAUCUUAAUAUGGAUGGCACACUUCACACACCUGCAAUACUGCUCUACUUCAACGAUGACCUCACAGAGCUAUAGGAAAGGACAUGUGUGUGCAUGGAACUCAAGACAUGUUUGAGUUUGCCUCUUUCUGUGCCUUGAGAAAAAGAGGUUUGGCUCUGUGAGGCCUGGGCCGAGACCUCUGUUGCCCUCUGGGAACUGGCCUGUGGUUCUUUCUGAAACGUAAGAGCCCUUAUCCCUAGCUCCUCUAUGAUUUGCUCAGAGAAUAUUGGUGGGAGGAAUACUAGAGGAGAAUUAAUCCUUAGAAAUGAUAGGAAGAGAGCCACAGUCUCUCAGUUUGGAAUGUGCAGAGGAGGUGGAGCUCAGGCAGAACUCUGAUAGUAAGAGAAAACACAGGGGCAUGAAAGGAUGGAAGAUUUUUUUUUUUUUUUGGCAAAGAUGAGAACGAGAUGUUUGCUGGAAGAUGGGAUUUACAAAGGCAGGAUCCAGAAAUUCCUAUCACCAACUGUGGUUGGUGUGGUUGAUUCUCUUUCUAAAGGUGGUUAGCAGUUGACAGCACAGGAAAAGUGAAUGGCUGUCAGUUCAUUCAGGAUAGAAAUUAUGCUGAGAGUUUUAUGCUUUUUAAUACAGCUAUCCUAGAAGGUGAAUACUGGUAAUGCUAUGUCCUUAGUUUAGAAGGUUCAGGAGCACAAAACCACAUUAGUAACCGAAGAGCCACAGUGCGAAUCCAGGCUCUUUUCCGUAUAAAGGGAUAUUCUCAGUAGCCUCACUCAAUGCUAACAUUUCUAAUGGCUGCUCUCAACCCAUGUGUUUGAAAUGUCAGCUUGUCCUGUGAUUGUUGCACAAUGGGGAAAUGUAGCCUAUUGUGUAGUCAGCAUUAACUCUGUUUGAAGGGAGUUGACUAGCAGAGCACUCUAGGGAUAGAGGCAGGGAGGCCGAAUUUCAGCCAAGCAUUAGCUACUGAGGCUGCUUCUUUGUUAAUAUUAUAGCACUUUCUGACUGUCCGGGGCAACAAGAUAGAUCUUUACUGACUCCAGGAGAAAUCAGAAUGGAGGAACAGCCCGUAAAUCAGAACACUGUAGUGAGGGGUCCAAAAGGGAGCAUGUUUCCCCUUUCACAUUAACAGAAGGCAAGGAAGAGAAGGUUGACUUUGUAAGGCGAUGAGGGGGCUUGAUGGGAUCAGAGAGAUGAGAGCUAAGGGAGGCAGACAACUCUCCUGGUGACUGGCUAGAUUUGGUUCCCUUUAUCCCUAGCAGGUGAGGGGAAUUAGGAAUAACUGAUAAAUUGAACCAGGCACGGUGGCUUUAAUCAUAGCACUGGGGAGGCAGAGGUAGGCAGAUCUCUAUGAGUUCAAGGCCAGCCUGGUCUACAGAGUUAGUUCUAGGACAGCCAGAGCUGUUACACAGUAAAACCGUUUUCAAAACAACGAAAAAACCAAAAACAAGCAAAAAGAAUAAGAGAUGAGUGGACUUCCCCACAGCAGUGAGCAAAAGUGAGUCAAGGAGACUGCCUCUUCCCAGGCUCGGCCUCAGGUUCCAGUGGAGGGUGAUGUGACCUUCAUGAGACCCUGGGUGGGUGCAGUGUUUUCUGAGAGGGUGACUGUGGGAAACAUGAACAUGGUGGGACCAACCCUGUUGAUUUCAGUGGUUUCUGAAUCCACUGAUGCUGAGGACUUUCACAUAGUCCCCUGCAAUCUAAAAAUCCAUACUCUGUUUGGAUCAAUCAGUUACAAUGUCUAGUCAGCUCUGAACUGAUAUUUGUGUAUUCUUGUUUGUUCUUUUAAGUCCUAAACUAUUGGAGAACCAGAGCCAUGUUGCUCCACCCAUGGCAUCCUCAGGGCAUGCACAUCUAGGAUGCAGUCAUUUUGCCCAAACUUGUCUCUUCCAGAGCAUCCUGCUCCUACUUUUACCUGGGAUGGGCUCUCACCUUCUAGCCACCUGCCUACUUCAGAACUUGUUAGAAACAUGCUCCUUUCCCUGUAUGUUCAAGCUCUCAUCAAUUCUGUCCCUAAAAUCUUUGGAAUCUGUUCUUUUGUCUAAUAACCAUCUUUAUUUGUCUCAACUGCUAGGGAACUUCUAGCUUUCCAUUGCCGUCUCGGCCUUAGCAAACCUAAACAUCUGACUUUCUGCCUCAGAUCUUCAGGGUGGUUCUCACACUUUUGGAAUAAAGCUCUAAAUUCAAGAA